GUUCUGCUGCAUUUCUUGGCAAACUCUUUGUUGGACAAGAGCCUCAGAGUUUGUGGUACUCCUUCCAAGCUUCCCCCCGCGAUAAGACGCAAGAUCGCCCAGCAUGUCUCCAAAACAGAGCGAAUGGAACACUGGCCUCCUUGACUGCUGUCAAGACAAAAGCUCUUGCUGCUACGGGUUCUUUUGCUGCCCUUGUCUGGCCUGCUCGGUUGCGGGAAAAUUUGGAGAGAACAGAUGUCUCCCCCUGUGUGACAUCUUCAGCCCUGCAGUCUUGACAGCUUUCGGGAUCCCUCUCUUUGCACCUCCUGCGGCUUUGUCCCUCAGAGUGGGCAUUCGCAAUCGGUUCGGUGUCAAGGGCUCGAUGUGCAACGACAUCUUGUCGUCGUGUUUCUGCAUGUGGUGCACCUGGUGUCAAAUGCACCGUGAACUGAAGUUUCGCAAGAAAAAUCCCACCGUCAUCAACAUGCAACCUGCGCCGCUCUGACCCUGCCAAAUGCAGUGUGUGCGUCUUUCUUACAGAGUUUCUUUCAAUGGCUUAUGUGACUAGGUUGCGGCUGAACACCACGCAGGGGAGCGUUAUGGUUACAUUAACCAGGCGAGAAAAACAAUUGGAAAAAAUGGCAAAUGUUGCCCGUUUUUUGGGGGCUAAAAAACAAGCACCAGGACAUUUUCUGUAAUGAAUUUAUUUGUAGUUCUAUACUUAGGGACCACACUUAUCAAUAAUAAUCAAUAUCAAGAUUUGGUAGCUGUUGUGAUAUUGGGCAUUCCUUGAUGCAGCAUUUGGUACCGUUACUCAAAAUAUUAGGAUAAAUGAUAUUGCCUUGCUCUCCCUGUCAUGAUACUGCAAUUAAAUGUAAAAAAAAUGUCUUUAAUAAAUCAAAGUCUCUCCUAACCACAUGUGGUGUUCAGCAAAGCUUGAUUAUCUGGAAGUUUUUGUUUUUCCCCCAGAUAAUGGGAAUUUAUAAUUGUAUUCUUUCACUACAUAUGUAUUCAACCAUCAUUAUGAAUAUUGUAAGUUGAAAGACAAACUCCAACCACAAUAAAAAGUAAGAUGAAACUUAUUGGUUCAAAGCACAGCAAUGUAGCAUCAUUUUUUUUUAUUCAAAUGAAUUGUGCUGUAAAGAAAAGUUAUUUUCCACACCUCAAGAAUGAGUGU
Syngnathoides biaculeatus (alligator pipefish) is the source of this 1156-nucleotide messenger RNA. RefSeq names its product cornifelin homolog B-like. The record is from RefSeq and is a predicted model, not a curated record. The transcript has 4 exons. Lineage: Eukaryota; Metazoa; Chordata; Actinopteri; Syngnathiformes; Syngnathidae. Bases 104 to 484 code for a protein of 126 amino acids.